This is a messenger RNA of Lasiosphaeria miniovina, 813 nucleotides long. RefSeq names its product ribosomal protein L10-domain-containing protein. Bases 1 to 813 code for a protein of 270 amino acids. Gene Ontology annotation, cellular component: preribosome, large subunit precursor; nucleolus. The transcript is spliced from 2 exons. Gene Ontology annotation, molecular function: RNA binding. Lineage: Eukaryota; Fungi; Ascomycota; Sordariomycetes; Sordariales; Lasiosphaeriaceae. The record is from RefSeq and is a predicted model, not a curated record. Gene Ontology annotation, biological process: nuclear-transcribed mRNA catabolic process; ribosomal large subunit biogenesis; rRNA processing.
AUGCCCAAGUCAAAACGAGCCAAGGUCUACCACCUGACGCAGGUGACCAAGAAGACGCGCGAGAAUAAGGAGAAGCUCUUUGAAAACAUUCGCGCCUGCAUACCCGAGUACCAGCACUGCUUCGUCUUCAGCGUCGAUAACAUGCGGAACAAUUAUCUCAAGACGGUGCGACAGGAGCUGAGCGACUGCCGACUCUUCUUCGGCAAAACAAAGCUCACGGCGCGGGCGUUGGGCUCGACGCCCGAGGAUGCACAGGCCGAGGGCAUCGACAAGCUAGCGCCGUACCUGUCGGGGACGGUCGGCCUGAUUUUCACAAACCGGGAGCCGGCGACCAUCGAGUCGUACUUCGAGUCGUUGACGCAGGUCGACUUUGCGCGGGCGGGGACGGUAGCGACGCAGACCUUCAUCAUUGCUCCGGGCGUGCUGUACUCGACGGGCGGCGAGGUGCCCGUCGAGAACGACGUGCCCGUGUCGCACUCGCUCGAGCCCGAGCUGCGUCGCCUGGGCAUGCCCACGCGCAUGAUCCGCGGCAAGGUCGUGCUCGGCGACGAGGACGGCACCGGCUCCGAGCCCUACACCGUCUGCCGCGAGGGCGAGGUGCUCGACUCGCGCCAGACACGCCUGCUCAAGCUCUUCAGCGUGUGCAUGAGCGAGUUCAAGGUCCAGCUCAUGGCCUACUGGAGCGCCUCCACGGGCGAGGUCACCCAGCUGACCGCCCCGCCUCUUGUUGCUUCAGCUGCCUCCAAGAAGGCCAGUGCCGCGGACGCGAUGGACGAGGAUAAUGAUGAAAAUAACGAUGAUGACAACAUAUAG